AAUGACGAAAUAAAACAUUAACUUUCUCUUUUCCUGUGAAGCAAGUAUCCAUGAGAAAGGUUGGUGCGUUAUGAAAAAGAAACAAACUCUGGUGCUUUACUUCAGCCCCUAAGGGUGGGUCCCUAUAGUCGAUCAAACGAAGCUAUAAAAUGACACAAUAUGAAAGCAUCAAUUUAAUUUAUUGUCGAUGAACAUAAAAUGAACACAACAAGGAAGAGGAAGGCCGAAGGGCUGCAGCCGCAGGGUAUUGCCAAUUUUUGCGGCUCCGCAGCUCUCAUUUUUGCUGCCGCUAUUUUUUGCGGCUCUGGUACCCAGGGUAACAUGAAUAAUACUUUUUUGGAGAUUUUAAAAUAACGCUGCUAAUCCUGCAAGGAAGUAAAAGCUAGUUAGAUUGACACCUAUAUUCUUAGUUCUCUUGGUAUAGCCAACAAAGCAUUUAUGCUAGAUUUUCGAUUCAGAGAAUUACCAAUCAACCCUAUUAUAUGAGGAGGGCCAUUGUUUUGUAAAUCUCAAGAAUGAGUCAGAAUGCUAUACUUAUCAACCCCAAUCGAUGUCUUCCAGCAUCCAUCUCUUACGCAAUAACGAUUACGCGAACUCGCAAGCGGAAAGCACACAUGCGGAAUACCGUGCUACCGUUUUUGUUGCGUUCGGGUCUCCAAAAACAGCCCUCACUUCGCUUGGUUUUUUCUCUUUCUUUUUUUACGUAUAAAGAUGUGUUACAUCUGGAGUUUUUUAUAAAAACUUUGCAGAAUUGAAGCUGCAUUUCUUGAGCCCGUUUUUUAGGUUACAUCCUACAUUAAAAUUGAUUUGUUCUAGUUAUGUUAAAUAGAAUGUUUUGCGGCUUGUUAGACAAGAUGAAACAUUUUCACGACAACAGAGCUCAGGCUCUACCUAUUAAAAUAAUAACUGUUUGGAAUGUCUGGUAACGCAAGCAACUUCAUUCUGAUUGGUUGCCUAUUUAUAGAUGUGAAGUUAGCUAGCUUUACCCGUUUAUUCUUUCUAUGGGUGUUUCAUUAAGUUUCAGGCAUCUUGCAGAGGGGGCGAUAAAUAAUCAGCGAUGAAGUCUCAUUCUGGAGACAUGUUAUUAGCUGAAUUGUUUUUAAUUUUCAGGAAUAGAAGUUGAUAUUCAUGGAAUUGUACAGAGUUAGUAAAAUCAGCGCAUUUACUUGCUACAGCCACAAACGUCGGUAAUCAAAUAUUUAUGUACGACUUAUAGAAAGACUGGAUUAUUAAGUGACGUCAUAAUAGUGUUUACACAUGAUUGAUGCCGCAAAAUUAUGCUUUCCUUACGAGUCGUACAAGCCAAAGGUCAGUGUUGAAUAUUGACCGAUUUCUCAAAUCAAAGUCUAUGAUUUCAAAGUUGUUUAUUGCAGGUUGUGGUUUCAAAGGAUUAGUCGAUGAACAGCUUGUCUGCAUAAGUUUUUAUAUGACCGUGUUCGGCGAUUAAUAAUCAAUAAAUUUGAUGCAAUAUAAUUUCUUAUCUAAUGUCUUCCGUAAAACGCAAUCUUAUAGCAGUGGCGAACAGUGAGUUUUCAUCGAGAGCUGUUCUUAUACUUUUUUGGCAUUAAGCAGACGCAAUGAAGGAAACUUCAGAGUUUUACCAAACAUUUAAGACUGGAAACCUGCUAGGAGAGGGAAACUUUUCCUCUGUGCGAGAAUGCAUUCUAAAAAAAGGAGAAGGAAUCAAGUAUGCAGUGAAGAUGGUGAAGUUGUCAGGAAGCAAAGAAAAGAAAGAGGACAUUAAGUCGAUGAUGCAAGGCGAGGUGAGCGUGAUGCAAAAAUUGGAUUGCAAAAACAUUAUCAAAUGCAUCGAUGCUUUUUUUGGUACAAAUGAGAUCUUAGUCGUCCUGGAGUUUACAUCGGACGGAGAUCUGUACGAUUACAUAAUAAAUACACAGGAAGUAGACGAAGACAAGUCACGAUUUGUCAUGUACGAUAUUGUCAGCGCAGUGAACUAUUUACAUUCGAAGAAAAUUGUUCAUAGAGACAUCAAGCCAGAGAACUUUUUAAUUUUCCCCACAAAUGAAGGGAGUAAAAAAAUUGUUAAAUUAUGCGACUUUGGUUUGGCUGUUGACGCAAGACAGAUUCUGACUGAGGUCUGUGGAUCGCCUAGUUACGUUGCUCCUGAAGUUUUGAGAAUGCAGAAUUAUGGCCUUCCUGUGGACAUCUGGUCUUGUGGCAUUGUUCUUUAUAUCUUGCUAUGCCAUUUCCCACCAUUUUACGGCGAGAGCACAAAAAAGUUGUUUUCAAAAAUAAUGCGAGGAAAUUAUGAUUUUCCAUCUCCUUACUGGGAUGAUAUUUCCGAAAAUGCAAAGGAUCUCAUAACAAGGAUGCUCGUUGUCAAGGAUGAUAGGAGAAUAAAAUCUGAGGAAGUUGUACGACACCCCUGGUUCAACGAGGAAAAGGUGUCGAUAGAGGAUGGAGAGGCAGAAACGGAACGCAAAGCAUCAUCGAUGAGCUUAAGGGGCGUGGCAAUUGCAGUCAGAUGCAUGCAAAGGUUCGCUGAGCCAGUGCGAAAACCUGCCAGGGAACAGGCAAUACUUUCAGUAUCGUUUGUCAAAAGUUGUGAAUUGGAAAAGUAAAUUCUUUAGAAAUGGAUAUUAUUUUGUUAAUGAAUGAGGAAUUGUAUGAUACUAAAUAAUAAGCGAAACAAG
This is a messenger RNA of Rhopilema esculentum, 2654 nucleotides long. RefSeq names its product serine/threonine-protein kinase DCLK1-like. Gene Ontology annotation, biological process: protein phosphorylation. NCBI's taxonomy places the organism in Eukaryota, Metazoa, Cnidaria, Scyphozoa, Rhizostomeae, Rhizostomatidae. Gene Ontology annotation, molecular function: protein kinase activity; ATP binding. The record is from RefSeq and is a predicted model, not a curated record.